Microstroma glucosiphilum is the source of this 922-nucleotide messenger RNA. RefSeq names its product HAD-like protein. The transcript has 4 exons. The record is from RefSeq and is a predicted model, not a curated record. Gene Ontology annotation, molecular function: sugar-phosphatase activity; beta-phosphoglucomutase activity. Lineage: Eukaryota; Fungi; Basidiomycota; Exobasidiomycetes; Microstromatales; Microstromataceae. Bases 22 to 765 code for a protein of 247 amino acids.
CCCCCCCCCGAGACCGCCACGAUGCCUGUACACGAGAUCGAGGUAGAUUGCGUGCUGUUCGAUAUGGACGGCACGCUGAUUGACUCGACACCGGCGGUGAACCAGACAUGGCGCGAAUUUGCAGAGCAGUACAAUCUUGAUCUGCCGUACGUUAUGGAGCGCUGCCAUGGCUACCGUACAGUGGAGAACCUCAAGCGCUUCAUUCCUAGCAUCACAGACGAGGAGCUCCCAGAGCGGGUGCGGGCCUUCGAGGGGCGCAUCGCCGAGAUUGCUGCGCAGGCCGCAGAGAAGGGUGGGCCGGGAAGAAUCGUGGCUCUGCCCGGGACAAAGAAGCUGCUAGCCGAGAUCUCCUCUGCUUCCCUGGCCAACCCCUCCAUCCGCCCAGGGUGGGCCAUCGUAACCUCAGCCACUGCCGCCUACGGGCACGUGGGUUUCGCCGCCUCUCUCUCCUCCCCCUCUCCCCCUCGCACAUUCAUCACCUCCGAUCAAGUCUCCCGCGGCAAACCCGCUCCAGACCCUUAUCUCCUCGGCGCCAAACAGAGCGGGGCUGAUCCUAAGAGAUGCCUGGUGGUGGAGGAUGCACCCCCGGGGGUAUUGGCGGGAAAGGCGGCAGGAUGUAGGGUGCUGGGGUUGAAGACGACGCAUGAUGUGGGAAGGAUGUGGGAGGCGGGGGCAGACUAUGUCUGUCAGGACCUUAGCGGCGUGUCCGCGCGGUGGGAAGGGGAGAAGCUCUUUAUUACUAUCCAAGGAGAGGAGAAGCAAUAGCGGACGGACUCGCCAGACUUAGACUCUCAUAGACAAAAGACGUUCACUGCAUUGCGCACGUGUUGAAUUAGAUGGUAUUGUCAUGUCUCCCGCCUUGAUCAAUUCAGACGAGACAUGGUAUGCUCUACAGGCCCUGGUAUGACACUUGACACUUCGC